This is a messenger RNA of Soboliphyme baturini, 1110 nucleotides long. NCBI's taxonomy places the organism in Eukaryota, Metazoa, Nematoda, Enoplea, Dioctophymatida, Soboliphymatidae. The record is from the annotation of a GenBank genome assembly.
AUGGUCGCCGUCGCCUACAUCUGCUACUACACCGGCCUAAUCCUGGUGGAGUGCCUGUACGACGACGACGGCAGCCGGGCGCGGCAGAGUUACCGGGCGAUCGCGGAACACUGCUGGGGCUCGACGUGGGCCGGACGGCUGGUUCUUGGCGCCCAGAUGCUCGAACUGCUGAUGACGUGCAUUCUGUACGUGGUGAUCUGCGGGGACCUGCUGGAGAGCAGCUUCUCAUCGGCGACCAUCAACAAAAUGGGCUGGAUGCUGCUGUGCACCGCUCUGCUGAUCCCGUGCGCGUUCAUCGAGAACCUCGUCGUGGUGUCCAAGCUUAGCUUCUGGAAUACCGUAUCUCACGUGAUCAUCAACUUGAUCGUCAUCGCCUACUGCUUCACUGAGGUUUCGUCGUGGUCUUUGUCCAGCAUCAAGUUUACUUUCGACAUCAAAAUCUUUCCCACCGUACUCGGUAUCAUCGUGUUCAGCUACACAUCGCACAUCUUUCUGCCCACAUUAGAGUACGGUAUGAAAGACCGGUCACAGUUUAAGCCGAUGCUCAUGUACAGUCAUCUUUUUGCGGCACUGUUCAAAGCGUUGUUUGCUAUAGUAGGCUAUUUGACGUUUGACGACUUCACCCAAGAGGAAGUGACCAAUAACCUACCGAGUCAGAGCUUCAAAAUCGUCAUUAACAUCAUUCUAGUCAUUAAGGCGCUGCUUUCAUAUCCGCUGCCAUAUUAUGCCAUAGUAGACCUGCUGACAAACGAGUACUUUAGGGGAAGACCACUGAGCAAGUUUCCGGUGUGCUUCUCGCCGGACGGUAGCUUGCGCGAGUGGGCUUUAGCGAUGAGAAUAUGCAUUGUUUUAUUCAUACUGUUCAUGGCCAUUUCCAUUCCCCAUUUUGCCCUUUUGAUGGGUCUGGUAGGCAAUAUAACUGGCACCAUGUUAAGCUUUAUAUGGCCGUCCAUCUUUCACCUGCAAAUGAAACGUCACCUACUGCCAAAAUAUAAAUUAUGGCUUGAUGUUUCAGUCAUAUGCAUAGGAGCAAUUUUCUGCUUGUCUGGGCUGUUCUACUCCAGCAUGGGGCUACAUCGAGCUAUUCACUACCCAAACGAAUAUUUGUGA